Acanthamoeba castellanii str. Neff is the source of this 2097-nucleotide messenger RNA. RefSeq lists its product as uncharacterized. The transcript has 14 exons. The coding region runs from base 1 to 2097 and encodes 698 amino acids. NCBI's taxonomy places the organism in Eukaryota, Discosea, Longamoebia, Acanthamoebidae. The record is from RefSeq and is a predicted model, not a curated record.
AUGGAGCACGCGUGGGCGGGUCUGCUGGCGGCACUGCAGGCCGCGGACCAGGAGGGGUCGGGGCUGUGGGUUGGCAGCCGGCCGUCAGUCCUGGCAUCGCCCGCGGUGGUCGGGGCCUACGCGUGGGGUUCUCGGGUGUACGGUACCGCACGCCCCACCUCCGACUGGGACGUCGUAUGCAUCACCACCUCCACCACCACUUCCUCUACGCCCUCGCCUUCGUCUCCUACGCCGCCGUCUGAUGCUGCGGCGGGGGGAGUGGAGGGUCCCUACGCGCUGUACGACGAUGGACACUACAACGCGUCGUUCUACUCCCUGCCCCAGUGGAUCACGGCCGUGUGGGAGCAUCGGCACGACGCCCUGGAAUGUGCAUUCCUCCCGCCUCAGCACCGGUGGAGAGAAGACAAAGAGGCGAUGAAGCGGGCGGCGGUUGUGGUGGACCCCGACGUCCUGUACCGGCGAGUGUCGUGGGAGGCGCGCCGCCGCAUCAACAUCGCCAAGGACAAGCAGGCCAAGUCGGGCGAGGACCCGCGCAAAGACAUAGUCCACUCGCUCCGCUACCUCCUCUUCGCCCUCCAGAUCCUCCACACCAACACGAUCGGGGACUACGGGGCGGCCAACGCGCACUUUGAGCGCAUCAUGGCCAGCAGUGCCGAUGACGUGGACUGGCCCUAUUGGAUUGGCCUCCACGACGGGCUGCAGGAGAGCCUUACCGGCCUCGUCUCCUCCCUCGUCCACCCCAUCCACUCCCGAUGCGAGCUAUUCAGGACGGCCCAAUGGAACCUCCGCCGACGGGUUGGCAAGCGCAGCCAGGGCGCAACCGCCGCCGCUGCCACGAGAUCGUCCACGGCCUCCUCCUUCUCCUCACCGGCCGUGCCGCUGGUGAUGGUGGAUUGCACGUACGAGCCGCGGGAGGAGCACGGAAUCCUGAGUUGGCAAAUGGAGGGAAUGCCCGAGCUGGUCCACUUGAUCCCCGACCACCUCGCCGACCCCGAUCACCACCGCCCAGCGCAAGAAGAAGGCCCGGAACGUCAACACCAUCGACCGCCCAAGUGUGCAACAGCGGCGCAGGAAUGCCACGGGGGUCUCAUAUUGGACGCGAGCCGGAACUGGGAGGUGGUGUGCUGGCCUCCCGCCCAGGUGCCCCACCUGCACGAGCCCUCUUCCGCCUCCUUGGACUGGGAUUCGGUGCGGGUUUUCGAGUACGUGGACGGGGUGACCCUGUCUCUGUUUUACUACGCUGGCCAAUGGCGGGUCUCCAGCCCCGGGGAUGCCGAUGCGUCGCGCGAGGCGUUUCCAGGGCUGGAGGAGCCCCUGCAGGACGCCUUCUGGCAUCUGUGGCGGGCAUUGGGCUACUCCCUCCCGCCAGCUGACGACGGCGACACCACGACCACCACCCGCCGAAGUGUGUACACGUUCGUGAUGACGCUGCGACGGCUCCGGUUCAUCACACGGCCGGUGGUGGACGACCUCCUGCUGACGGGCGUGCGAGACAUGGCCACCAUGCGCGAGCUCGAACCCGCCGCCAUCGCCGCCGAGCGGGGAUGGCACAGCGCCCGCGAGUUCACGGACCUGACCCCGGCGCAGGCUCGGGAGGAGGUGAAAACCACCAACCCGCUCUUGCGUGCCGGCUACCUGUUCGUCGAUGCCCGGUUGGGCCGGGCGAAGGCGAUGAACCCGCUCCACGUGUGGCUGCAGUGGACGGCGCCCCUGGUGCCUUCGUCCCCGGCGCCCCUCGUGCUCUCGCCCGUCCUCCCCGACGAACGGCGCCUCGGCGAGUCCAUCCGCUACCUGGGCCUCCGGCGCACACGCCUCUUCCUCGCCCACUGGCCCCAAUUUGCCCCCGAGGUGGAGGCGCUGGUGGAGGAGCACGAAGUCCUGUGUCGCGCGAUCGACGAGGCCUACGACCGCGUGCGCGCGGUGGCCGACCUGCGUGCCUUCUCGCGGGAGGUGCGCGGGUGGUGGUGCGGCUGGGUGCUGCUCAUCCUCCGCAAGCAGCCGUUCCGCUCCGCGCGCGACUACCUGGCCCUGUGCCCCGCGCGCGACUACUGGUCCCUCCGCGGCCAGCACGCGCGGGCCGUGGCGCCCCUCUCUUGA